Onthophagus taurus is the source of this 602-nucleotide messenger RNA. RefSeq names its product EKC/KEOPS complex subunit TPRKB. The record is from RefSeq and is a predicted model, not a curated record. NCBI's taxonomy places the organism in Eukaryota, Metazoa, Arthropoda, Insecta, Coleoptera, Scarabaeidae. Gene Ontology annotation, biological process: tRNA threonylcarbamoyladenosine modification. Gene Ontology annotation, cellular component: nucleus; cytosol; EKC/KEOPS complex.
CGGCAAAAAGAACAUAACCUAUAAAUUUGACAGCUUAAAAAAUGUUUUCUCAAGAUUUAGAUACCAAGUCUAACUCAAAAGUUAUAAUAAAACUCUUUCAAAAUGUUAAAAAUGUGCCUGAAAUUCGUCAAAAAAUCAUUUCAUCAUCAUUAAAAUGUUGCGUGAUUAAACCAAGUUUAAUAACGGAUCCUUUACAAGUAAUCGUAGCAGCGAAUAAAGCUGUUUGUGCUCAAAAAUUAAAAACUAAGUCAAUAUACAGUGAAAUCCUUUUUAAUUUAUCAAUAUCAAAGAAUAUUACUCAAAGUUUACAAACUUUCGGAAUCCAUGAUAAAGAAACCGACCUUUUAGUUGUAGUUAUCACAAACGACAUUGAUAAUUCAGAGGAAGUUUUUAAAGAAAUCGAUGGAGAUGAAACUGAUGUUAUUAAAUUACAAGAUUUGUGUGAUACAAAAGCACUUUGUAAAGCCUAUAAAAUAGGUGACGAGGAGUUUAAAUGUGUCGAUUUAAUUGAUUCAGUUGUAACACGAAUAGCUGUUAAAGAUUGUUUGUUAUAAUUUUAUUGAAUAAAUUUUUCAAAUUUUUUUUUAUCUAAAACAACACCA